Malaya genurostris is the source of this 994-nucleotide messenger RNA. RefSeq names its product BLOC-1-related complex subunit 8 homolog. Bases 145 to 681 code for a protein of 178 amino acids. Gene Ontology annotation, cellular component: BORC complex. The record is from RefSeq and is a predicted model, not a curated record. Lineage: Eukaryota; Metazoa; Arthropoda; Insecta; Diptera; Culicidae. The transcript is spliced from 3 exons.
UUGAAAGAGUGCAAAUCUGCAAACCCACUGAGAAGUAAACAACAAUUUUUUGUGAAAAACAUCAAUAUUUAUUUUUAUUGCAUAGGAUUCCGAUUUCUGGGGCGAAGGUGAAUUUUAGAAAAAUUAAACAGGCAUUCUUGCAAAAUGUCCACCGUAAGUGAUCCAGAACUGCAAGUUAAAGUCAGAAAGACUACUGAGAAAAUUUCAGAAAACAUGCAUAUAAUCGCAAACGAACCAAGUUUAGCAUUCUAUCGGAUACAAGAACACGUUCGGAAGGUUAUACCGCUCAUCGUUGAUCGCCGAGGAGAAGUGUAUCAACUGCAACAGGACUUGCAAGGCAAAUGCUAUGACAUGGAAUAUGCGAUUGGUGCCAUCCGAGAGAUCGAGGCAGCGGACCAGUCGCUGAAGAACAUACAGGAAUCGUUGAAAAACGCAAUAUUUCUCAAGCAGCAGCUCAAGUACGUGGAAUCACGACGACCGAAAAAAGAUUCCAACAGUUCCGUCUACAAGCGCCUGUCGGCACACAUAACGCUGGAUCUACCGGAUUUAUCGGAUUUUUCCGGGGUGGUUAGGGAAACCACCAAUCGUGUCGAGCAUAUUAUGUCGCACGCAAGAAGUUCCUCGAACAGCAACGUAUCGGGUCCGGCGGAGUUGCAACGGUCCUACACGACACUACAUUGAGCCAUCGUUUUUAGUGCGAGACUUUUUUCGCUUCUGUGAUUUCGGUUUAUUUCCCAUAUAUCUUGACUGAUUUUUUUACCCAUUCGGAUUAGCGUAUGCGAAUAGUUUUGUAUUGUACAAACUUUCUUUAAAUAUUAUUGUUCAUAAUACUGUAAAAAAUAAAGUGAAUUCCGUUAAUUACUAGUCAUGAAUUGUAAAUGCUAUAAAUGAAUAUUAAUCGAAUAUAACAAUUAGACUACUUGCACGUAUAUGAAGACCGAAUUAUUCCUAACUUGUUUAGUAAGUGAAUAAAACGUAAAAGUUAACAGAAAAA